AUGGCGAGCUCAGGCGACUUCCCCAAGCGCCCCGAAACGUCAAGCUUCCAGUUUGCAUCAACUUUCCAGGGAGAAGACGCCCUCAGGACGGGUGAGUGGGUCCUGAGUCAAGAUCCCAAGUAUGAAGGGCAGGAAGCCAGGGUACGGGUGGAGCGGUGCGACCUAGAGGGCGGCGUUUUCCACGGCGACUAUGGCCUUCUCCUCGACGAGUCCCACAAGCACUACGGGGUGGGGGCGACCCUGCCGAAGCCUGUCGACAACACGGGCAAGGACCUCGUGCUGCAGUACGAAGUGCAGGUCCGGGGUGGAGCAAACUGUGGCGGAGCUUACGUCAAGAUGCUGCGGGGGGGCUCGGGAGAAGACAUGUCGACACUGAACAAUGACAGCCCUUACUCUAUCAUGUUCGGGCCCGACAAGUGCUUCCGCGACACCGACAAGGUCCACUUCAUCCUCCAGCACCAGAACCCCAACACCAACGAGUGGGAGGAGAAGCACUUCGGCAACGCGCCCAAGAUCAAAGAUGACGGGGGCUUCCACGUGUACACCCUGCACAUCAAGAAGGACGACAGCAGCUUCGACCUGUACAUCGACACCGAGAUGAUCUCCUCGGGCAGCCUGCUGGCGGACAUGAAACCGCCUCUGGUUCCGCCGCAAGAGAUCGACGACCCGGAAGAUGAGCAGCCGGAGGAUUGGGUUACGGAGGCCAAGAUCCCAGACCCCUCCGCGGUGAAGCCGGACGACUGGGACGAGGACGCUCCGAAAAAGAUCGUCGAUGAGGACGCGGACAUGCCCGAAGGCUGGCUCGAGGAGGAGGAGGACAUCAUCCCCGAUCCUUCAUCGACCAGACCGGAUGAUUGGGACGAUGAGGAAGACGGAGAUUGGGAGCCGACAAUGAUCAUCAACAAAGCCUGCGACGAGGCCCCGGGGUGCGGCAAGUGGGAAAAGCCUCUGAUUGCAAACCCCGCGUACAAGGGGAAGUGGUCCGCACCGAAGAUCGACAACCCGGACUACAAGGGGGAGUGGCAGCCGCGAAAGAUCCCGAACCCGGCUUACUUCGACAUCGAGAGCACGGAACCCUCCCACGUGGACCCCAUCACGGGAAUCGCUGUGGAGAUCUGGACGGUCGACGGGGGUGUGUGGUUGGACAACUUCGUCAUCGGCCACGACGUCGGAGAUGCCCUCAGUCUCGCCGAACAGACCUGGCGUCCCAAGUUUAAGGCCUUCGAGGCCGUCAAGGCUGCCGAGAAGAAGCAGAAGGAAAGGGAGCGUGCCGACAAGAGGAGAGAGAGAGGUUCCAACGAGGCGAUCGCGUCGUGGAAUGCUAAGAUGGUGGCGACGUCCAGGCUACUCGCCGACAAGGCUAGGCCGUACGUCCCCGCCGCCGCCGCCCCAGCCCUCGACGCCGCAGCGGAGAACCCCAUCGCCCUCGUCGGCACGACGCUGGCCGGGAUGCUGGUCAUGAUCCUGCUGUCAGUCUUCAAGACGCGCAGCAGCAGCAGCAGCAGAAGCAGCAACCGCUCUCGCGCUAAGGCCUCGGCUCCUUCCUCCGAAGCAGGCGGUGACGACGAGGGGAGCGGAGAUGAAGGCGAAGGCGAGGGGGACGACAACCAGAACAAAGAGGAAGAAGAAGAAGAACAGGAGGAGGAGGAGCAGGAGGAGCAGGAGGGAGAGAGGGAGGAAAACGGAGAAAACGCGGCCGUCAACAAGCAGGACGAUUUCGGGGCCGCGGCAGAUGAGGCGGAGGGUGAGGUCGAGGAGCCGGCCCCGAUCUCGUCGACGUGACGGUGUUCACUUCAUGCGGGCGUCUUGUACACGAAAAGCAUGGCCGGUGCAGGGACGGCGGUGGGGGCAAGGUGGCCUCGCGUCCAGUUAAAUCGCUCUACAGAGUCAUACAGCUCAGCAAGCUACCAACAGGGAACAAAGAGGCCCAAGGAAUCGGCAAAGAUGCGCUAUCUCACUAUUUCGGAAGCUGUUUUGCAUAUCGCGCUCGAUCGUUUGCGGACGUUGUCCCGCAUAACCCCUGAUGCGGUACGGGAUAGGGUUUGUGGUCGAUGCUGGUAAGACGGGGGGCGUCUUGUUUCUUUGGCCGGUGUCGGCGCCCCAUGUAUGUAUUCGUUAUUUUCUUGGUCGGGCAGGAAGUGAAAAAGUCCGACGAUGUCAGUUGGCAAGUUGGUGUCGUGAGAGAAACGAGCGAAGAGGGGGUGGCUCGCAGUGCGUCGGUGGGAAAUAUAUUGGUAGUUGGCAUGGCAUUGGGAUCACCGCAGGUUUGGGCUAGAGAUAUUUGUAGAUACAUCAGGCGGCGGCGGCUGCCACCGCCCUGUGCUCCGCCCGCUGCUGACCCUCGGGUGGCGGGUAUUUCGUGUGUUUUUUU
This is a messenger RNA of Ectocarpus siliculosus, 2371 nucleotides long. The record is from the annotation of a GenBank genome assembly. NCBI's taxonomy places the organism in Eukaryota, Phaeophyceae, Ectocarpales, Ectocarpaceae.